This is a messenger RNA of Heterocephalus glaber (naked mole-rat), 1479 nucleotides long. The record is from RefSeq and is a predicted model, not a curated record. NCBI's taxonomy places the organism in Eukaryota, Metazoa, Chordata, Mammalia, Rodentia, Bathyergidae.
AUGUUUGAAGUUGGGGUGGAGAUUUUGCUCCAGACCCUGAAUGCUGGCUCUGGGGGGGCCGAGUUGCAGUGUGGACACUGCUGGAGGCCUCCAAGGGCUGCCACUCUGACGUCCCUGUGCCAGUGCCAUCCUGUGUGCCCACCUUGCCCUGCAUCCAGUGUCUGCGGGCACAGCGUGUACCCAGCCCCAGCGGCUGGGGACAGAGCGGAGAGGGUGCAUGGAUCUGCUUCCUCCUGCCCGUGGGGUACUCCCGGGGACCGCCUCGAAGAGACACUGCAGGACGGGGCUGUGGGCUGUGGCCGGUGGGUCCAGAUCCAGCCCUCUGAGCUGUGUCCUGCUGCGGAAGAGGUAAAUCAGGAUGCAGAACUCAGCUUCCUCCAGCAAGCACUUGGAGCCCCGAGGAAGGGGAAAUGCCUCCCUACAUCUGCUCUGGGUAGAUUCUUGUCGUCUAGAGACCCAGCUGAGCUGUUUCCACCACAGAAGCCUUUUCAGCACAUCCUCCAGCCACCCAGCUGCCCCUCGCCACAGUCCCCUCCCCACACUGACUGUGGCUCCAUUCUCUGUCUGUUCCCACAGUGCCUCACGUGGAAUGUAGAGUGUGAGGACAGAACCUCUGUGUUCUUAAGUUCUUUCUUCCCACUAGCCUGGGAAAGUGCUCGCCUGUGGAGGUAUUGUAUCAAUCUGCGGUCCCGUGGCGGGCACAUAGUAGGUCUCCAAUCAAUCUGAAGGGCCGCUCGGGGCUCCGACACAGGCCACCCCACCCUCUGCUCGGCUUCAUUGGUUGGUGGCUCAGUUUCCUUGUAAGUUGGCACCACUUUAUCAGAAGGUUGCAGGUGACAGUGGUAAAGAGAAGUAGUGGGAACAGCUCAGGAGAUGAGAAAAAAAUGCCUAAUAUCAUCACCGCUUGUUGAUCCUAGAAAAAUGUAUUCUCCACUGGAGCCCUGCCACUUCCUAGGCUGUGUUCAUACCCCACCCACCCUUGGCCACCAGUCAGGAACAAAAAAAUUUAGAACACUGUCCUCACGAGAGCACGGUGAGGGAGAGAAUGUGUGUCACACGAGGCCACACACAGGGCACCAAAUCUCUUGGGACAGAUAGUGGAGGUCUGAUGCUGACAGUUAAUGUUGGCCGCCCCUCCUUAGUAAUACCUUUUCCAGGCCCAAGUACAAACUCUCCCGGUAUAAUUUACUUAUUUUCUUUUGGUACUGGGGAUCGACCUCGGGACCUUGUGCUUUCGAGACAGGUGCGGCACCACUGAGCUAAAUCCCCAGCCCCCUGUAAUUAACUUUAUAUAACACCUAAGCACACACAGAAAACUUGGGAGUACAGAGCCACAAAGAGAAAGGGGGAGAGAGACAGAGCGAGCUCCGUGUGAAGAUGCCCUCAGUUAAUAUUUCCUUGGGUUCCUCCUAGAUCCUUGCAUGAACCCACAUAAGCAUUUACAAUUCUUUUAGAAUAUGGGGAUUACAUUGUUUUGGA